Messenger RNA from Colletotrichum acutatum, 2578 nucleotides. RefSeq lists its product as uncharacterized. Lineage: Eukaryota; Fungi; Ascomycota; Sordariomycetes; Glomerellales; Glomerellaceae. Gene Ontology annotation, molecular function: DNA binding; zinc ion binding; DNA-binding transcription factor activity, RNA polymerase II-specific. The coding region runs from base 91 to 2301 and encodes 736 amino acids. The record is from RefSeq and is a predicted model, not a curated record. The transcript is spliced from 2 exons. Gene Ontology annotation, biological process: regulation of DNA-templated transcription; DNA-templated transcription.
AACAAAGAUACGCUUGUGAGACUUCCUGACGAGUCACACUUGACCACCAAUGACCCCAGGAUAUAUGCUGAGUGUGUCGAAUCAAGCAUCAUGAUAGCGGCAACCGAAAGAAUCCCGGCCGAGGAGCCUCCAGUUGCUGACUCCGCUCCGGCGCCGAAACGGCGGAAGCUGCGCAAGGGAACACAGAGCUGUUGGGAAUGCAAGCGACGCAAAGCCCGUUGUACAUUUUCGCCCUCUACACAGAACAUUUGUGAUGGCUGUAAGCGCCGCGGGAGUGAUUGUGUCAGUCAAGAUGUCGCUGAUGCGCCUCCUCCUCCUGGCAGCAACAAGCAUAUCGUGGACAGACUUGGCCAAGUCGAGGCGCUGGUGAGACAAUUGAUAAAAUCAGGGACCCAGAGCGAGCAUGGCAUUCAAAAUCGACCCGUCUCUUCAGCUGGAUCUCAGGGCCGGAUCUGGGAUGAGAGAACAGCGCCUACGCGAUCGGCUUCGCCCGUCGCUCUCUCACCCGCAAUCUCUCAACCCAAUCACUCGGAUCCUCCAAAUCAUGACGCUCCAGCUGCAACAACGGUGCCACACUCUCGAAGGAGCACCUCGCCUAUGCGCUCCACAGUCGAGCGACUCACACCUCCAACUCUCGCUGCAUCGUACACAAACGCAGACGAUACCAUCUCCAAGCAACUACUCGCUGCAUGGCCAAGUCCAGAAGACAUGGCCAUCAUCUUGGCAAUCCCCUUGGAAACUUCGCAAAUCAUUCGAGCGGUCAUAUGCACUAGAACAAGCCCAAACCCAUUCCGUCUUCCGGUCUCCGCGGCUUUACUACAACUACCGCCCACCGGGUCACAUCCGGUACUCAUCGCGAGAAGUCUACUGAUCUUAGCCUCGUUCCUCCAGGGUAUGCCAUUCUCCGCGGCUCACCACCUAGAGAAGCUCAGCACCAGCUGGCACAGCAUGAUGUCCCGAGCGGUAAAGACGGCCCACGACUUGGUCACAUGCAAGGACGAGCUAGUUGAUUCUCUGGAAGGCCUUGAAUGCAUCAUGCUGGAGGGCCUCUACGAGAACUACGCCGGCAAUUUGCGUGUUUCGUGGCUCGCCGCACGCCGGGGAGUCGCAAUUGCGCAGAUGCUCGGCCUCAGUCGGGGCAUCAAGCCACGCUCCCUCGUCGGCUCAAUCAUCGAACCGAAUGAUUUCUGGUUCCGCCUCGUACAAUUCGAUCGCUACCUCUCCCUCAUGUUGGGCUUGCCACAAAGCGCAUUUGAGGACGUCUACGCUCGCCCAGAUACCCUAGAAGAAUGUCUUCCACUAGAUCGGUUUCUUCGCCUCUGCACUGUCGCUUGCGGACGCUUGUUACAACGCGACCCGUCGGAAGUAUAUGAUCACGGAAAGGCUCAGAAUAUUGACAAAUUACUACAAGAAGCCUCAACCGUGAUGCCAGCGCAGUGGUGGGUUGCUCCGAACCUCGCCUCGGAGAAGGGCCAUCUAGAAAAGAUUCGGGAAACGUUACGGUUCAACGAUCACUUCAUGUACUAUCAUCUCCUUCUUCAGCUCCACUUCCCCAACAUUCUGCGCCCAAUAUCGGAGCACGACAAAGCGACAGCCGUGACGGCAAGUCGGGAGAUCCUUUCCAGAUUCUUGUCCUUUCGCGCGACUAGACCAGCGCGAUUCUAUUGCCGAGGUGUUGAUCUGAUAGCAUUUCUAUCAUGUACCGCAUUGUCUCUAGCGCACAUUUGCGACGCCCCUCAAGAUACAACUGACAAGAGGAGUUUUUACUUCUCGGCACAUCAACGUCUCAGCGAUCGGGGCAUGGUGGAGCAGGCUCUGGUCAUGAUGCAGAAACUUGUGGACCAGUACAACGAUGAGAUUGCAACGAGAGUGGCUACACUCCUCAGACAUCUAUUGCGCAUCCAGGACGACAUGGUAUUGGGAGUGAGAUACAAGGUCGCAUUUUCGUCAGAAACAUUCUUGGAUGACGAUCUCGGGUACCGGGUGAAGCUGACGGAUCAAGAUACUGUCCUGAACAUCUGUCUUCCGCAUUUUUGGGUCAUCAGGAUUGAGAAACGACAGGAUGGGAGAUCAAUACCAAUCGGAUCGAAUUUGCAACCUCUCGACGAUCGUUGUUCUCGAGCUGAGGGCUCAUGCUCAAGCGAAAGACAAGACACCGUGGUUCCACUUCCUGGAGACAAGGAACUGCAGGAUCUGGUACAGUGCCCAUCUGAGGAAAGUUGGGCGCUGGAUAACUUGGAUUUCACUUUCUUGGAUAACUUAAUAGGGAGUAGCUUGGGUAUUGGAACCGAAAUCGCUUAGCAUGCUUAUUUUGUGGGAUUGUUAUUCAGAACAGGAGGAAAAGCAGCUUCUUGGGCUGGUACAAGAUCAGAAGGCAAAUGAAUCGAGAUGAGAUGGUCAUCCACCAGAGUUGGUCAAGAAACUAUGGAAAGAGCGAAGAGAAGCAAGUUAUCUGACAAAGAAAGAACAUCGGAAGUGAAAUUCAGACCAGACCCAGAUGUCUGAGAGCAGUCCAAACUCUGUGCACAUUAUUUCCCAUCCCAUUCGCCGCCAACUGCGGUCCCAUCAUUCCCCUAAU